Messenger RNA from Pieris macdunnoughi, 300 nucleotides. The record is from the annotation of a GenBank genome assembly. NCBI's taxonomy places the organism in Eukaryota, Metazoa, Arthropoda, Insecta, Lepidoptera, Pieridae.
AUGGCUAUGACGGUAGAUGUGUGUGCUUGCCUUUCGCAGCAUAAAAGUACGUUACUUCGGGAACUAUGUGAUACAAAUGUAUUAGAUGUGCUGGUGAAAAAGGGUUUAUUUAGCGUAAACGAUUUAGAAGUAAUUACCAGUGCUAGUGGUAAUGAAAAGUGUAAUUAUUUUAUAGAAGUUGUUAGUAAACAAAGCGGUGUGAAGUUACAAGAAUUGUGUGCUGUGUUGAACAAUGAAUGUCCAAAACUAGCUAAGGAACUUAUGAACGAUCGACGGAAGUAUGUUAUAAAUGGUAAAUGA